Messenger RNA from Rubroshorea leprosula, 598 nucleotides. Lineage: Eukaryota; Viridiplantae; Streptophyta; Magnoliopsida; Malvales; Dipterocarpaceae. The record is from the annotation of a GenBank genome assembly.
GAGCCAAUAUGAUAGGAUAUUGGAAGUACUCAAAGAUGAAGCAGAGCAGCAGCAGCAGCAGCCAGAGCAGCAUUCUAAAAUCUAGAUCAAUGGAUUCUUCCUCACAGCAAAUCAAACAUGACAUGCAAUCACCAAAAGCAACAGUAACAGAUCAUAGCAUCAAACAAGACCACAACAAUAGAAAGAGUUCAUUUUCAGAGCAAGAACAAGAAAACGGAGAGGUGUUUGGGGUGAUUUUGAGAAGUUAUUCAGUUUCAUCCUCUGCUUCUCUUGCGUUGAGAGCUGAGAAACAGAAUUCAGUGCUUGAGAAGGCUGUCAGGAAGACAUUUUCUCUGAGGAGAUCGCCCUCAAUUCCAGAAGGGCGUUAUGGGAUUUUUCACCAGUUUGAUGCAGUUGAUGAUGAUGGAGUGAAGGCAAGAAGAUCCAAAAACAAAAGAGGAAAUAUAUUUAAAGCCUGCAGGCGAAUACUGGGGUUUUAAUUUGCCACCGUCAUUAUGUUGCUGAGUUUCUUUUACCAUUGGUCUGCUUCAAUAGUUCCCUCAGAACAUGUGUAAGGUUUAGAAUUUCCCUCUUAUUUCAAUAAUGGAGAAACAUGAUU